Messenger RNA from Rana temporaria (common frog), 2714 nucleotides. RefSeq names its product NIM1 serine/threonine protein kinase (gene NIM1K). The transcript has 5 exons. The coding region runs from base 831 to 2144 and encodes 437 amino acids. Gene Ontology annotation, biological process: intracellular signal transduction; protein phosphorylation; microtubule cytoskeleton organization. Gene Ontology annotation, cellular component: cytoplasm. The record is from RefSeq and is a predicted model, not a curated record. Gene Ontology annotation, molecular function: tau-protein kinase activity; ATP binding; protein serine/threonine kinase activity. NCBI's taxonomy places the organism in Eukaryota, Metazoa, Chordata, Amphibia, Anura, Ranidae.
UUCAGAAUGGAUGGCUUUGCAAAUGGGAAAACAGCUGCUCUCAUACAAAAAUGUAAGAGCUCCAACAUCAGCAGCAGCAGCAACAACAACGGCACAUGAAGGCUAUGCAGAGCUUGGGCGCCUGUGAUCAGAGAAAGCACAUAUCGUUCUAGAUGAGAAGCGACACACCGGACUACAAAACAAGCCCAGCAUCAGGUUGCCAUGGACAAGAUCUACAGAAGCAAUGAAUGUCUGUGAUGUUGUCCAUUCAUAUUCAGUUAAGAUCACAGUGGACCUAGACGUCUGGCUCACUUUUUAGCGGGCUCAAGCAGCUAAUGCAGACUUGUCUACACUAAGGAGGCUAAUGUGACAUUUCAGACGCCUAAUCCUGCUCUGUCAAGUCAUGUGACCGACAGUAACCUAUUUCCCUGGAGCCCCAAGCAGCCGGCCACUGCAGAUCUGUGAAUCUUGAGGAAGACCAAAGCUGAAGUAGAUACCAUAUCGGAAAGUGUGAAGAAGGACACAGAUCACUGCUAGAGGAUGAAACCGAAUAAGGACACAGAAACUUCUGUACUGGUACAAGAAACUAAAGGGGCUUCAGUAUCUCCCACAUAAGGGCUUGGAAGCUUUGGAAAGUCAGUGGCUGCAUUUUAAAGGAUACGUUUACUUCAUUUCAAACCAAUUAACCUUUUAUUAUCAAAGAAUUUUAGUGUAUUGUCUUCUAUCUGGACAAUCCUGGAUGCCACAAAAGUCCAGUUUUGGCAUUUUUUUGGGAUAUCAUGCAGCUGUGAACUGUGACCAUUAAGAUUUAAAUUUUGCCCUUGAAGGACGCUUUUACUAAAGACGCCCAAAUGUUGACCAUGACAGCAAUGUACGUGAAUGGAGGAGGGAAUCAGAGGUACGCCAGGUGGAACCGGCAGGACAGCCUGGAAGACUAUAGUCGCUCAGACGGCUGUGAGCAGGAUGGAGAGGGGAAGCAGCGCAAGUUGACACCCCUUGAGAAGUUGACACAUGACAUGUCACAUGAUGAAAAAACAGUCAAAGAAGUCACUCUUGGCAAAAGAAUUGGCUUUUAUCGACUUCGAGGAGAGAUUGGAAGUGGAAAUUUCUCACAAGUUAAACUCGGGAUUCAUGUGCUUACCAAAGAAAGAGUUGCAAUAAAAAUUUUGGACAAGACCAAGUUGGACCAGAAGACCCAACGCUUAUUAUCCAGAGAGAUCUCUAGCAUGGAGAAGCUGCAGCACCCCAAUAUCAUCAGACUUUAUGAGGUGGUGGAGACCCUGUCUAAGCUGCAUCUAGUAAUGGAGUACGCCUCUGGAGGGGAACUCUUUGCCAAAAUUAACACAGAGGGAAAGUUAUCAGAGUCGGAAAGCAAAGUGAUCUUUUCACAAAUAGUAUCUGCUGUGAAACACAUGCAUGACAAUAACAUCAUACACAGAGACUUGAAAGCAGAAAAUGUCUUCUACACCAGCAACACUUGUGUGAAGGUUGGAGACUUCGGCUUUAGCACCAUCAGUAAAAAAGAAGAAACACUGAACACCUUUUGUGGUUCUCCACCUUAUGCUGCACCAGAGCUUUUCCGGGAUGAACAUUACAUUGGUGCUUUUGUUGAUAUCUGGGCAUUGGGCAUACUUCUAUAUUUUAUGGUGACGGGUAGCAUGCCUUUCCGAGCAGAUACUGUGGCCAAAUUAAAGAAGUGCAUUUUAGAUGGAACAUACUCCAUUCCUCCGUAUGUGUCUGAAUCUUGCCAGCGACUGAUUAAGGGGAUGCUUAAACCUUUACCUUCAGAGAGGUGCAGUGUGGACUACAUCAUGAACAAUGAAUGGAUGCAUGGAAUACAGUAUCCAAAGCCUCUGGAACCCUUCAGACUGGACCCAAAACAUCUCUUAGAUACAGAUUCCCUCAAGGAUGAUGAAACAGAAGUAAAGAACACUUUGGAGAGUUUGGGUAUAACAGAGGAACACAUCCUUAACAAUCGGGACAAAGAUUCCAGAAGUUCUAUCACUGGAGUGUAUAGGAUUGUCCUCCACAGGGUGCAGAAGAAGAGAGCAAUGGAAAACGUUCCCCUCCUUACCAGUCUAGAGCCAAAGGAGAAGAACACAAGAAGGCCUCACAGAACCCGACGAGAAAUAAGGCACACCUCUAAAUUUUGUUCAAUUUUAUAAAGUGUGUAGAAGCUAAACUUUUACAGGAGUGCCCAUGAGAUUAUAAACUUAUUUUUUUUUAAUUCAGUGAUGCCUUGAAGACCUUUUUCCAAAUAUUUCACUCCCUAAUAACUAUACUGUUUAUAUAAGUUAUUUGCUAGAAGGGAUCUGCGUGUGCCAAUGCUUCCAUUAUUUGUUCAGCAAACAGAUCUGUACAAAAAGUUAGACUCGUCACUUACAUGGUGUGGUUUUGAGAACUGGAGCAUUUUUAGGCUUAGUGAGUUUGCUAAUUCUGGGCUUUUGUGAGAAUAUGUGCUAUCGGUAUUUUCAGGUUCUUUAGGCCCGUAUAGAUAAAUCACCAACUGAAAUGGUAUUUCAUUUUGUUGGUGCCCUGGGAGACUUCAUCUUUUUUGGUUUUCAUUAUGUUUCAGUUUGCCUAAAAUGGCCAGAUGGUGGUGGAUAGCUCAAGGCUAUGGGAGUGCCUAAACCCAAGCUCUGGGCUCUAGCCACCUCCUAUGGUCAUAAUGAUAAGGUCUUCUGAUUCUUGGUGCUCAGUUUGUUUCACAAUAUAAAAAAAUGCAUACAAAGAAA